Messenger RNA from Diaporthe amygdali, 1539 nucleotides. Its product is annotated as FAD-dependent monooxygenase yanF. NCBI's taxonomy places the organism in Eukaryota, Fungi, Ascomycota, Sordariomycetes, Diaporthales, Diaporthaceae. The coding region runs from base 1 to 1539 and encodes 512 amino acids. The transcript has 6 exons. The record is from RefSeq and is a predicted model, not a curated record. Gene Ontology annotation, molecular function: FAD binding.
AUGAAGUUCACCUUAUGCCAAGCCAUCCUGGCGUUGCUCGUGCCAGCGGCAUUGAGCAUCGAUAUCGUUGGCGGCCAUAGCCCAAAAUGCGUUUGCUGUUCCGCCCUCUCGAAGGACCCUGAGCUGAAGAGCAAGGUACUUGUGCCCGAUACAGAAAUAUACGACAAGCGUCUGCAGUCUUACUACUCCGCCAACGCGGCGCAAGCCGCUUGGUGCAUGGUACUCCCGGAAAACACAUUAAAUGUGUCGCGCAUUGCCAAAGUCAUCUCCAAGCAUCAGUGCCCAUUCGGUAUUCGGAGUGGCGCGCACUCAGCUUUCAAAGGGUCCAAUGGUGCUAAGGAUGGUAUCACCGUUGACUUCGGCUACAUGAACAAGACGACUUACAACAAUGUGACCAACAUUGCUUCGAUAGAUCCUGGUUCUACUUGGGAGAGGGUAUACACGACGCUCAGAGAUGACUGGCAUGUAACCACUGUUGGUGGUCGAGCUUCAGUCGUCGGCGUUGGAGGUUUUGUGACUGGCGGUGGUUACUCCUUCCACACCAAUGCGCACGGCUUCGCAUGUGACACUGUCACCAAUUUCGAGAUCGUACUCGCGAACGGCACCGUGGUCAACGCCAACUCGACUUCGAACCCUGACCUUUACAAAGCUCAGAAGGGUGGCUCCGGCAACCUAGGCUUUGUCACCAGAAUCGAUCAAAAAGUUAUCAACUCGACAGACAUGUGGGGAGGUCUCACUGUGUACAACCUUACGGAAAGAGACAAACUUUUCAGAGCUUACAUCAACUUCUCCAAAAAGAUGGAUCAGGAUCCCGCAAGCCAGAACAUCGUGGGAAUGUACUGGGGAACUCACAGGGGUUACGGUCUUCGAGGAAUCUUGACGAACAGCGACGCCGUCAGCAAUGCUCCAGCCUUCGAUGAGUACAAGACCAUAGCGAACAUCAGCAGCACUUCUCGCGUUGCAGCCGUUGCUGAAAUGGUCCCGGAGUUCACUGGUCCCACACCGCUUGGUCUAUACGCCAACUGGUUCGUCGGCGAAUUUCAAGACGACUUCCGUAUGAUGACCUUCGUCGACGAUAACCUUCGCAUAUACGGCGAGGAAUUGGACAAGAUAGCACAAGAUAUGGAACAAGAAACAGGGCAAAACGUAACCUACGACGUCCUUGCACAAUUCCAGCCCUUCACGCAAUCCAUGGUCAAGCACAGCCAAACGAACGGAGGCAACAUCCUUGGGCUUGAGGACGUGGUGGCUGAUGGGCCCACGACCAACUGGCUCAUCGUUCUGACAUGUGAUACAACCGAAUUGCAAGACAGGAUGCUUCCACUCGCGCAGGAGUUUCGAAAGGAAAUUGAUGCUUACGCCAAGGAAAUUGGGGUGUACAAGGACUGGAGGUACCUUAACUAUGCUUGGGUCGAUCAGAACCCGAUCGCGUCGUACGGCGAGAAGAAUGUGGCGUUUCUCAAGGCUGUUGCUAAGAGGGUAGAUCCGGAUGGCGUUUUCCAGAAAUUGAGGAUCACGGGGUUCAAGAUCCCGGUUUGA